CUCCGUAGCAUAGUGGUAGUGCGUUCGCUUCGUAAGCGAAAGGUCGCGAGUUCGAUCCUCGCCGGGGGCUUAUAAUUGUGUUUUCAUCCCCUGUCAUUUUUUUUCUCUCUUAUUUUGCAAAUUUCUGUUUUGCAGGUACAUUAUUUCUUUCAGAAAUCUCCAAUCCAUAUUUUGUCAAUCUUGAAUUAAACAAGCAAAAACCCCUUAUCUUAAAAUGGCACUACUACCUUUAGUUCAAAAACCAAACCAACCAUUAAUCCCAUUUCCUUCUUCAAAUCCUAACAACACCUUUACCUUAAACAAAGCCAAAAACAGAACUCAAAUGUACCUCAAUUCUCACCACUUCACUAGAAGAACAAGUCUAAUUCUAGGCCCAACUUUAUUCAUUCUUCUAACUGAAAAAACUGCCAAUGCCUUUGAUUUCAGAAUCACAGCUCCAGACCAGACUCUUGAAGAAGCACAGGAUGGGAUUCAAAGCCAUGCAUUAAGUUUAUUACAAGUCAAAGAAUUAUUAGAGGAAGAGUCAUGGAAAGAAGCUCAAAAAGCUUUGAGAAAAAGCUCAGCUUUAUUAAAACAAGAUAUCUAUACUAUAAUCCAAGCUAAACCUGGUCGAGAGAGGACUGAAUUGAGGAAGAUGUAUUCCAUUUUGUUCAAUACUGUUUCAAGAAUGGAUUUUGCAGCUAGGGAUAAGGAUGUGCCACGUGUAUGGGAGUGUUAUGAUAAUAUUGUCCUAGAGCUUAACAAUAUUUUGUCAAGACUGUAGUAGUAUACAUAGUAUUGCAACUAGUUUUUAAUUGUGAGGUCUUUUUGUUUAUUUAUCAAGUUUUGUUUACUAGAUGUAUGAUAUUGAGCUACUUUUGAUCAGAAUCAUAUACGUAAUUUCUAGUUAGGGUCUUGAGGAGUCUAACUUAUAUAUACCAAUGUUGUAAGGAAAUUUUAAUAUCUAUAGGUAAUUAUCCUCCAUAAGAAGUGGAUUUGUAAUUUGAAAAUAAGAUCAAUUUUUUAUUAUAAGAGAUAAUUAAAGUGA
This is a messenger RNA of Lycium barbarum (goji berry), 1027 nucleotides long. Its product is annotated as psbQ-like protein 3, chloroplastic. Gene Ontology annotation, molecular function: calcium ion binding. Gene Ontology annotation, biological process: photosynthesis; photosynthetic electron transport chain. The record is from RefSeq and is a predicted model, not a curated record. The transcript has a single exon. Lineage: Eukaryota; Viridiplantae; Streptophyta; Magnoliopsida; Solanales; Solanaceae. Gene Ontology annotation, cellular component: extrinsic component of membrane; photosystem II; photosystem II oxygen evolving complex. The coding region runs from base 215 to 763 and encodes 182 amino acids.